This is a messenger RNA of Cotesia congregata, 1470 nucleotides long. The record is from the annotation of a GenBank genome assembly. Lineage: Eukaryota; Metazoa; Arthropoda; Insecta; Hymenoptera; Braconidae.
AUGGGUAAUCAUUCAACUCGACAUAAUGAUAAAUUGGAACAAAAACAUAUUCAUUCAGCUACAACCACUAACAAUAAAGUAUCUAAAUCAAUUUCCCGUAGUACUUCCAGUAAUGAAAUCGAACAAAAUUUUACGACACAUUUUCUUCCUAUAGACAAAUUGAGCAAAAUUUUGGCUGAACAUAGUGAAUAUGAAGAUAGUGUUCAUCAUGGUAUUUCAGAAAAUGUAUUUGUCAAAUAUUUAUUCCCUCACUAUCCGCAAUUGGGUUCGAGGUUAUUUAAAUAUCUCCUUGCUUCAUCACAAAAAGUUUCUUCCAAAUACUUAGGAACAUCAACAUUUAAACAAGAAGUUGAGAAGUUAUUAUCUUUGAUGAAUGAUCAAAUCAUUUUAGAUACUUAUGUUAAAAUUUACUGUCACUCAUACGAAAACAGCAAUAUGACUCCAGAGACGUUGAAAGAAUUAUUGAUGAUUUCUUAUCAAUCAGCAACGGAAAGUGAACCAAAUACUUGUCCAUAUAUACUCGAAACAAUUAAUACUGUUAUUACUUCUUGUUUUCACGGAAAAGAAAAUCUUUCGAUAUGUUAUGUAAGUAAUUGGCUGUCACAGCACUGUCCCAGAGUAGUUUCUGGAGUACAUAAAGCAAUUGUCCAUAUAUUUACUAUUGCCUAUCGCUAUGGUAAAAAACUUUUAUCAACUGGAGAAUUACAGCUGCGGGUGGAAUCAGUUACACCAGUUUUAGAAAAAGCCGUAUUUUUUGAUAAGCCUGAGAACUUACUACCAUUGAGCCAUGUUUGGCUAUUAUCCAUCUCCUUACCACUCACAUAUAUUCAGACUGAAGAUUCAUCACCAGAAAAUAAUAUGGCUAAAACGCUUCCGAUAUCAAGGAGUCCUUGUCCAAGCCAUUGGACUUUACUUUACAGCAGCGAUGAACAUGGGACAGGGGCUAAUCGUUUUCUUCACCACGUGUUGGGGUAUCGCGGCCCAACGAUAGUCAUUAUUAAAGGAGAUAACGGCAGUAAUGGGCAUGCUACUUAUUGCAUAUGUAAUGCUGUCGAGUGGCGAGAGUCUCAUCUUUACUGGGGUGAUGCGGACUCCGUUAUUCUAGAAUUAUAUCCUACUUAUAAGAUAUUUCAGAAAAAAUCGAAAAUUUUGUACUUAAACACUGGUAUACGAGGAUAUCCUUAUGGGUUAAGAGCUGGAGAUGAUCCACGAAAUCCUAUUAUUAACAUCGAUCAAUCAUUUCACUCAAUCAAUUUUGAAGGUGCUCCUCAUCGUAUUACAAGUAUCGAAGUGUGGGGUUGUGGCGAUCGAAAAUCAAGAGAACGACAAUUAGAAGUUAAAAAAUGGCAAUUACAAGAAGUUGAAAAACAAAGAGUUGUAAAGUUAAGCCCUAAUGAUUGGUUGGAUCAUCCAGAUCGUUAUUUACUAGAAUUGGCUGGUCGUCAAUCAUAUAAUAAUGCCAGUAGUUGA